Molecule: messenger RNA, 1030 nt
Organism: Fusarium redolens
Lineage: Eukaryota; Fungi; Ascomycota; Sordariomycetes; Hypocreales; Nectriaceae
Product: chaperonin 10-like protein
Exons: 2
Coding region: 106-870 (254 amino acids)
Cellular component (GO): mitochondrion
Molecular function (GO): oxidoreductase activity
Source: RefSeq, a predicted model, not a curated record
AUAUAAGUAUCUGUCUCGCACAAAUACUGAGAACCAAACCAUUCCUUCAAACACAAAACCUGAAGCAUCUUAUAUACAACUCGACAACAAAUAACUCAACUCAUCAUGGCAACUUCAACCGCAUCGCUUCCCAAGACCCACCGAGCACUGGUCCUUCAUUCCACCCGAGACCCCUAUGACAUCUCAGUGGUUACCCAGGAUACUCCUCAACCAUGCCCUGGAAGUGCUAUGAUCCGCGUUCUGUCGGCUGGGGUCUUGACCUACGCAGACCGAGUUUACAGUGGCCGCAAGCCUUAUCCCUACCCCGAGCCUUUCGUCAUAGGUUCAAGCGCCAUCGGCCGCGUUGCCGCUGUCGGACCUGAUGCGACUUCUCUAAAGCCUGAACAGCUUGUUUUCUUUGACAGCUUUAUUCAGGGGCGCGAUAACCCUAACUCCCUCAUCCUCCAUGGUCUAUCCGCAGGCUUUGAUACUGCGAGUAAAAAGCUCAUGGAAGGUGAAUGGCGAGACGGCACCUAUGCGGAGUACGCCAAGGUUCCUCUGGAGAAUUGUUUCCCAUUAGACGAGAACCGACUCACGGGCAACCCUGCUGAGGGAGGUCUUGGAUACUCUAUGGCAGAUUUGGCCUAUCUUUGGACCAUCUCGGUUCCAUUUGGAGGGCUCCAAGAUAUAGCCAUCAGGUCUGGUGACAAAGUCAUUAUUAGCCCUGCUGCUGGAACUUUUGGAAGCGCUGCUGUACUCGCUGCUCUGGCUAUGGGAGCUCAGGUUAUCGCCGUCGGUCGCAACCACAAAACUCUGGGCAAGGUGAAGGUUCAAGAGUUGUAUUCUGUCGCUUCGUCGCUGUGGGCGGGUGAGCUUGAUGGGCGUUCAUGAAGAACUGAAGCUGCCGACUCAGUUUAUCAUGCUCAAUGACAUUACGGUGAGGGGGAAGUGGAUGUACACCAAGGAUGAUAUGCGCAACAUGAUCAAACUGCUAGAGGCGGGUUAUCUGAAGCUUGGUGCGAUACAAACUCUUGGCGAUUUUUCCCUGGGG